Molecule: messenger RNA, 2805 nt
Organism: Pyricularia grisea
Lineage: Eukaryota; Fungi; Ascomycota; Sordariomycetes; Magnaporthales; Pyriculariaceae
Exons: 5
Coding region: 474-2390 (638 amino acids)
Biological process (GO): DNA-templated transcription; regulation of DNA-templated transcription
Molecular function (GO): DNA-binding transcription factor activity, RNA polymerase II-specific; DNA binding; zinc ion binding
Source: RefSeq, a predicted model, not a curated record
CUUGUCUCGCUGACGCUUAGUGUGCUGCCAAGAGUUGCAUGUUGCGCACAAAGUUCCAGGUUCUUAACGAGGCAAGUGGUACUCUCCGCUUGCGGGCCACAAGGAAUUCCACUUUGAGCAAAGAUUCAAUCAAUUGCGCUGUUUCCAAAACUCAAUUAAAGCCGAAUGAAACCCAAGUUACCCAACCUUGCCAACCAACCCCCAUCGUCUGUUGUAUUGGUCCUGUUAUUCCUUAUCUUUUUUUUUUCUUUUCUUUCACUGAACGUUUCGUUUCGAGUUUGUUUUGACUCGAGAAAUUUCUUAAGCAGCAUUCAUCUCCUUGCAGCUUUAACCUUACCUUAACCUAGCUUACUCGUAUGGUCACCCAGCUUCGACAAAUAACGAGCAAAGGAAACCAAAAUUGAUCAAUUUUGGCCCCCGGCAGGUUAGGCGCAUGAUACUUUCUUCUGACGGGUAGCAGAAACAAAAGGGCCAUGGAUGUCUUCGAUCCGAACGUCGCGCAACUUCUUGCAACCACCAGCGGGCAGUCCACCUCUCCGUUGGGGUCAGAAGUAGAAGUGGGGUUGCAGUCAGGUACAGGCGAGGGGCCCGAAGCCUCGUUGGGUGGUGGUGAAUCGUCGUCAUCGCACGGCGGCGCGCCAUCGGUGCCCGCCGCAUGUCUAGCGUGUCGCGGCAAACAUUUGAAAUGUGACGGCGCAACACCAUGCUCCCGCUGCGUGGCUUCUGCCUCGGAGUGCGUCUAUAUCGCAUCGCGGCGUGGGUACAAGGGCCCUCGGAAGAGUAAUGUGGCACACAAUCCAAACAAGCGCUUUGCCUCGUCGCCAACUCCAGGGUCCGCGCCAGAAGAAGACUCAUGCCCAAUGCUUCUCGGCGCGAGCCCAUCAGGCAGCACCAUCACGGCUGGUUCCUAUACCCAGGCGCCGGCUCUGGCGCAGUUCGUCGCGCCCCCGGUGGGGGCCAACAUGCAGCUGUACAGAAACCCGUUCCUGGGCGGCGGCAACGCCAACAACGCCGGCUCGCAGAUGCGAAGCCACUUGAGCAUUCCCGAGCGCUGCCUCACCUCCUUUUACCAAAACUUCCACGCCUCGCACCCUUGCGUGCUGCCCAGAGAUGCCCUCGAGAGGGUCAUCAGGGAAGGGCCGGCCAAGCUCGAACAUCUCCUGGCCGCCAUGCGGUACAUUGGUUCCCUGUACCUUGACGCCGGCCCCGCUAGGGCCCAGUACUUUGAGGAGGCCGUCAGCCUUGCCUACCAUCCUGGCUGCCCAAGGGAUGGAUUCCUUGCUCAGACGCUGCUGCUGCUUUCCAUCGGGCAGGACGGUAGCUGCAACCAAGCGCGGGCGAACCAGUUCAUGGGCGACGCGGAGCGGCUCGCCGUAGAGAUUGGACUCAACACUCGCCAGUUCGCCACGGCCAACGGGCGCGGCAGCUCUGUCGUCGAGGAGAGCUGGCGCCGCACCUGGUGGGAGCUGUACGUGGUCAAUGGCAUGAUCGCCGGCGUUCAUCGCAUCACCAAUUUUGCGCUUUAUGACGUCGCCGCCGACGUCGGUCUCCCCUGCGAAGAGCACCAGUACUUGUCAGGGAAUAUUCCCAUGCCCAUGUACAUGGAAGACUUUGACGAUCAGCUUUUCUCAGGCGAGGAUCGCGAGUUUUCGUCCUUUGCGUAUCGAAUCGCGUCGGCUCGCAACCUCGGCAGAAUGAUGAGGACUCCGCCGAUGCUAUCGCCUGAUGAUGACAACCUCGCCAAGCUGGAGGCAUUGCUCACCAACUGGAAAAUGCAUCUUCCGCGCAGUAGACAAGAUGCGCUCAACAAAAAAUGCCAGCUAGACGAGAUGAUGUUCCAGGCGUUGUUUAUCAACCAUGCCUGCACUAUAAUGCUCCACCAGCCUCAUUCCCAGCUGGACUCGUCCCCAUCCCGCAGCGUCACAUCGUGCGCGCCGCACAUGCCCGUGUCGAGCGGAGACGCCUUCAACACCCACACUCGACACACGGUGACGGCAGCAUGCGAGGUGUCUAGGAUGGUGACGCACGCGGUACCGCUCCUUUCGCACACGCACUUCUUCACGUGUGUGCUGACGCUCUCGUCGAUUGUGCACCUUAACAAGUGGGCCCUGUACUUUUUGCAGGACGAGGACGACCUCCGCCAGCAGAUCCGCCUCAACAUCGGCGCUCUGCAGCGCAUCAGCGCCGUAUGGCAAAACGCCGCCAAAGCCGGCGGUCAGGUCAGAGGCGUCGCCCAGGAGAUCUACCGCGCGAAGAAGGCCCAGCAGAUCAGCCCGGCCUUUUGGGUUGCCUUCACGCAGGAGCAGAUGCUUAGUAGUUUGAAUGCUGACGAAGGCAUCAUGAACGACUUUGAAUCCAUACUGCCCGCGGCGCAGGUCACUCAGCCUUGAAGGGGUUUGUGAUCAGGAGUAGCAAAGCUGGAUUUUGGCGUUUUUAAUUUGCUAUAUUGAACUGGGAGAGCUCGGCUGUUUCUUGUUGUAUCUUUUUAUUUCUUUUCCUCUUUUUCGCUCUUCUUGGAUCAUAUUUUGAUCUAUCCAUCUGCGCUUACUAUCACUCACUAAUAGCACCAUGUGUGUCCUGGAGACAAUUUGGUCUCAACUUGACACAUGGCAUGCAUGCCAUGUACAGAAAAAUUCCCGAAGAGCGUGUCUUAGUGAUAGGGACAGCAUUUGCUAUUCGCCCUAUAGGAAGGGUAAUCUUGAGUCAUGGUGGUGGUAUUUUCCUUUCUUCCUAGACAUCUCCCCACUGUCAUCGGCGACUUCCAGGCAGGGCUGCGAAAAUGGGUACGUACCCGACUGCAGUGAG